Molecule: messenger RNA, 2052 nt
Organism: Terrapene triunguis (Three-toed box turtle)
Lineage: Eukaryota; Metazoa; Chordata; Testudines; Emydidae
Product: sialic acid-binding Ig-like lectin 10
Exons: 10
Coding region: 1-2052 (683 amino acids)
Source: RefSeq, a predicted model, not a curated record
AUGGAGGGAGGAAUGGAAACUAAAUGGAGGUCCCUGUCCCAGCUGCCCGGAUUUACCCUGGUGGUGCCGCAUUCGGUGUCAGUGCAGGAGGGUCUCUGUGUUCUCGUCCCCUGCACCUUCACGUACUCAGCCUCAUAUGACACUAAGAAUUCCCCGGCCUGGCUCUACAGAUACUGGUACAAGGAUCCAGCCGUUGUGGGCCAGAAUCCGCCCGUGGCCAGCAGUGACCCCAGCCGGGGGGUGUCGCAGGAGACCCAGGGCCGGUUCCGGCUGGCGGAGAAUCUGGCACACGGCGACUGCUCCCUGCAAAUCAGCGACGCCCAACAGAUGGAUGCAGGGAGAUAUUUCCUUAGAGUCGAGGGAGACUUUAAAUACACUUACUGCUCCAGUACCAAUGGCACUGACCUUAUGCUCACGAUCUCCGUGUCAGGGCUGACGGAGGAGCCAGAGAUCCAGAUCUUGCCAGCGCGGGGGCUGCCAGGGACGCUGCUGGCCGGGGAGCCGGUGACUGUGACCUGCACGGCCCCCGGGCGCUGCUCCGGGCCCCCUCCCCAAGUCACCUGGACGGGGCCGUUCAGCGACACAGCCCGGGACGUCUCAGCCCAGCUGGCGAACGGAACCUGGGCCCAAAGCUUCGCGCUCCACUUCACGCCCACCCUGGGGGACGAUGGCAAAGAGCUCAUGUGCAGCAUCACCUACAGGCCACCACGGGGACCUUCCACCCACAGAACCAUCCAGCUCCGCGUCGGAUACCCUCCUGGGACCCCCAACAUCACCGGGACCCUGACCAGGAACGGACGCCCCGGGCCAGCCCCAUUGGGAGCUGAGGGUGACGUCGUGUCUCUGGAGACCCAGGAGGGCGACUCCCUGAACCUGAUCUGUGAGGCUUCGAGCAGACCCGAGGCCAUCCUGAGCUGGGCCAAGGGGAACGAAUCCCUGAGCCCUGGCCAGGGAGGGGCCGGGCACCUGAAGCUGCCGAAUCUCAGCAGAGGAGACGCUGGGGAGUAUCGGUGCGGGGCGAAGAAUUCCUACGGGUCGGCCAGCCGGGCCCUGCGUAUGCAUGUGCAGUAUCCCGGCACCGCGGUGGGGAACGGUUCACAGCUCACGGCCCGGGAGGGCGACUCCCUGCGGUUCCUCUGCUCCAUCACCAGCAGCCCCCCUGCUGCGCUGCGCUGGGUGAGGGGGGGCCGAGCUGUCGAGGGCGCCCGCCCCGCGGGGGAGAAUCAGCUGUGGCUGGAGCUGCCCAACGUGACGGCCGAGGACAGGGGGCUGUACGGCUGCUGGGCCAAGAAUGAGGAGAGCUCUGCCCAGGGGACGUUCCAGCUGCUCAUCGAGUACAGCCCCCGGCCGGGGACCGGGCUGAACUCGUCCUGCCAGCACCAGGGGCCCAGCAUCAGCUGCAGCUGCUCCCUGCGCUCCCACCCCCCACCCCGGCUCCAGUGGCAGGUGGAUGGGGAGCCCCUGGCUGGGAACAGCUCACGGGGGGCCCUGCAGGUCAGCGCAUGGGCCCAGGGGGAUGAGGCCGUCAGCACCCUGAACUGGACGGGGAGCGGGGACAGGGGCCCCCAGAUCUUCUGCCUCGGCUCCAACCCCCAUGGGACCUACGCCGCCCUGCACUUUGACUUCAGUCCCCCAUGGAGAGGUGCGGAGGAGCCUGCCAAGCUGCUGGGCGUCGGGGUGGCCUGUGGGCUGGGGGUCGCCGUCGGCUUCUUCCUUCUCGGGCUCUGUGUGAUCAAGCUGUGUGGCCAGGAGCCGGCGCCCCCCAGCACUGAGGCCGGGGAGAUGGCUAACGGGAGCCAGGCCAAGCACCUGGCCGAUGAGGCCAGCGUGAUCUACAGUAACAUCCCCACCAUGGCCAUGCAUCACAAGACUCCAGCCACCCACCGGACCAAAGGCAUCCAGGACGGCGCUGCAGCAGCCCAGGCCCCGCUAGGCCCCGGGGAGCCGGAGGAGCUGCACUACGCCUCCGUCGACUUCUCCAAGCUGAGGCGCAAAGGGGGGGAGCCUCCAGAGGCCCCGGACACGGAAUAUUCCGAGGUCCGGUGGAAAUAG